Messenger RNA from Ilyonectria robusta, 1655 nucleotides. Its product is annotated as cytochrome P450. The coding region runs from base 324 to 1481 and encodes 385 amino acids. The transcript has 2 exons. The record is from RefSeq and is a predicted model, not a curated record. Lineage: Eukaryota; Fungi; Ascomycota; Sordariomycetes; Hypocreales; Nectriaceae. Gene Ontology annotation, molecular function: oxidoreductase activity, acting on paired donors, with incorporation or reduction of molecular oxygen; iron ion binding; heme binding.
UCUUCAAGGACAACCGCGCCAAGGUUAGUCUCCAAUACACUUCUGACGAGCCCAUUGAACCGCGCGCACCGCAAUGUGGCAGCAUUAUGCUGCGAACGGCUCGGGUCCUUGGUCGCAAUCGCUAACAGUAGCCCCUCCAGUUUGGUGAUGUUUUCACCUUCGUCCUCCUCGGCAAGAAGACCACUGUUGCUGUGGGCCCCACCGGAAACGACUUCAUCCUCAAUGGCAAGCUCAAAGACGUCAGCGCUGAGGACAUUUACACCGUCCUCACUACCCCUGUCUUCGGGAAGGAUGUCGUCUACGACUGCCCCAACGCCAAGCUCAUGGAGCAGAAGAAGUUUAUGAAGGUUGCCCUCACCACCGAAGCCUUCCGAACCUACGUCCCCAUCAUCUCCGGCGAGGUCAACGAUUACUUCAAGAAGAGCACUCACUUCAAGGGCAAGUCUGGCGUUGUCGAUAUCCCCAAGAGGAUGGCCGAGAUCACUAUUUUCACUGCCUCUCAUGCCCUUCAGGGCAGCAUCAUCCGCAACAAGUUUGACGUCUCCCUCGCCUCCCUCUACCACGAUCUCGAUAUGGGCUUCACCUCCAUCAACUUCGUGCUCCACUGGGCCCCUCUCCCCUGGAACCGCAAGCGUGACCAUGCUCAGCGCACCGUUGCCAAGAUCUACAUGGACACCAUCAAUGAGCGUCGCGCUAUGGGCGACGCUGACAAGGAGCUCGACAUGAUGAAGCAUCUCAUGAACGCAACCUACAAGAACGGCACCAAGGUUCCCGACCACGAGGUCGCCCACAUGAUGAUUGCCCUGCUCAUGGCUGGCCAGCACUCCUCCUCUUCCACCAGCUCUUGGAUCAUGCUCCGCCUCGCCCAGAACCCCGACAUCAUGGAAGAGCUCUACCAGGAGCAGGUCAAGGCUCUCGGCGCCGAUCUCCCCCCGCUACAGUACGAGGACCUGGCCAAGCUGCCCCUCAACCAGGCUAUCAUCAAGGAGACUCUCCGCCUGCACGCUCCCAUUCACUCUAUCAUGCGCGCCGUCAAGCAACCCAUGGCUGUCCCCGGCACUAAGUUCGUCAUCCCGACCAGCCAUACCCUCCUUGCCGCUCCCGGUGUCAGCGGCUCUGACCCUACCUACUUCCCCAACCCCGACCUCUGGGACCCUCACCGCUGGGAGGUCGACUCCCCCAACGCCCCUACCAUUAUUCGCAACGGCGCUCCCGUCGAGGAUGAGGAGAAGAUCGACUACGGAUACGGCCUGGUCAGCAAGGGCUCUGCCUCUCCCUACCUGCCUUUCGGCGCUGGUCGCCACCGCUGCAUUGGCGAGCACUUUGCCAACUUGCAGCUUCAGACCAUCGUCGCUGAGACUGUCCGCCAAUACAAGUUCCGCAACGUGGACGGCGGAAACACCCUCAUUGGCACCAACUACGCGUCGCUCUUCUCGCGACCCCUGGAGCCUGCCAACAUCUACUGGGAGAAGCGAGACUAAAUUGGAUGUGAAGAAAAACGUCAAACUUGUAUAUACGCAGCAAUGCGACGGGCGUGCAGAGGAGUUGAGAACAUAAUGAUUUGGCUGGCAUGAAAACCUUUUGCUGUGCAGUGGCGACAAAGUGCCCCGGCAGUACAUUAUACAUAUCUUAAUAUAAAACCGUUAAGCUAGAAA